Penicillium angulare is the source of this 2181-nucleotide messenger RNA. It is a transcript of the gene catA, whose product is annotated as catalase catA. The transcript is spliced from 3 exons. The coding region runs from base 1 to 2181 and encodes 726 amino acids. Lineage: Eukaryota; Fungi; Ascomycota; Eurotiomycetes; Eurotiales; Aspergillaceae. Gene Ontology annotation, cellular component: cytosol. Gene Ontology annotation, biological process: hydrogen peroxide catabolic process; response to oxidative stress. The record is from RefSeq and is a predicted model, not a curated record. Gene Ontology annotation, molecular function: catalase activity; heme binding.
AUGGCUCCUACGGCUAAUUCGAAGACCGAAGAUGGCAAAUUUGCCGACAUGCAGAAAGAUACAGUCGAGCUCAACGGAAAGCAGCAUAUGACAACAGACUAUGGAAUUAAGAUCUCGGAUCCAGAUCAUUCGCUACGCAUCGCUAGUGACAAGAGUACUGGGCCAGCAUUAUUGGAGGAUCAGAUUGCCCGAGAAAAGAUUAUGAGAUUUGACCAUGAGCGUAUACCUGAAAGAGUUGUCCACGCCCGCGGGACCGGAGCAUUUGGUACAUUCAAAUUAUUUGAGAGCGCCGAAGACGUCACAACCGCAGGCGUUUUGACAGAUACCAGUCGUACAACACCCCUAUUCUUACGAUUUUCCACUGUGCAGGGCAGCAAGGGCAGUGCAGACACUGUUCGUGAUGUGCGUGGAUUUGCUGUAAAGAUGUACACGUCAGAGGGCAACUGGGAUAUCGUCGGAAAUAACAUACCCGUCUUCUUCAUCCAAGACGCGGUCAAGUUCCCUGACUUCGUACACUCAGUUAAGCCAGAGCCGCAUAAUGAGGUACCGCAGGGUCAGAGCGCUCAUAAUAAUUUCUGGGACUUUGUUUACUUACAUUCAGAAACAACCCAUAUGAAUUACUGGCAAAUGUCUGAUCGAGCUAUCCCUCGGUCUUACCGGAUGAUGCAGGGUUUUGGUGUCAACACUUACUCUCUGAUCAACAAAGAGGGAAAGCGUCAUUUUGUAAAGUUUCACUUCACCCCGGAACUUGGAGUGCAUUCAUUAGUUUGGGAUGAGGCCUUGAAAAUUGCUGGUCAAGAUCCUGAUUUCCAUCGUAAGGAUCUCAUGGCUGCUAUCGAUGCGGGGCAUUUCCCCAAAUGGAAGUUCGGCCUACAGCUUAUUCCGGAGGAGAAAUUGGAUGACUUCGAGUUCGACCCGCUAGAUGCAACAAAGGUCUGGCCAGAGGAGCUGGUCCCAAUUCGGUAUAUCGGCGAGCUAGAGCUCAACCGCAAUGUUGACGAGUUUUUCCCACAAACCGAGCAAUCGGCUUUCUGUACCAGUCACAUUGUGCCUGGUAUUGAUUUCUCAAAUGACCCACUGCUCCAGGGCCGCAACUUUUCGUACUUUGAUACCCAAAUUUCGCGUCUCGGCGCAAACUGGGAGGAGCUACCGGUUAAUCGACCCGUCUGUCCAUACAUGAGCCUUGUCAAUCGUGAUGGUGCCAGUCGACACCGUAUCACCAAGGGAACGGUCAACUACUGGCCCAAUAGAUAUGAAGCCAACCCGCCCGCUACCGCUGCUCAGGGCGGUUUCACAAGUUACCCCGAGAAGCAAAAUGGCAUCAAGACGCGUGCGCUCUCAGAGAAGUUCAGCGAACAUUACAACCAAGCCCAGACAUUUUACAAUUCUCUUUCGCCGAUUGAGAAGCUGCAUCUUGCGAAGGCCUUCUCGUUUGAGCUUGACCACUGCGACGAUCCCAUCGUCUACAAGCGUAUGUCUGAGCGUGUCGCAGUUGUAAGUCUCGAGCUGGCUCAGCAGGUCGCUAAAAAUGUCGGCGGGGACACUCCCACCAAAGCCUUGAAGCAAAACAAGGGCCAAAAAGCGAAAGGUCUCAGUCAGUUGGAGUACAUGCCCAAGAAACCUACCAUAGCUACUCGUCGCAUUGCUAUUCUGAUCGCAGAUGGGUUCGAUUAUUCAUCGUUCAUUACCAUGAAAGAAAAUCUCGAGGCGCGCGGUGCUUCUGUUUUCACCAUUGGCGCUCAGCGCCAGGGCGUCAAAGCUGAAACGGGGCAGAAUGUUGUGCCCGAUAACUUCUUCUCUGGUAUGCGAUCUACGCUUUUCGAUGCUACUUUUGUUCCGGGUGGCAAGCAUAUUGCCAACGCGUUGGUAAAGAAUGGUGUCGCCAAGUUCUGGAUUACCGAGUCUUUCGCGCAUUUGAAACCCAUCUCUGGUGUUAAUGAAGCUGUUCCAUUCAUCGCCAAACAGAUUGGUUUAGAGGAGGUGAAAACGGCUCAACCCGGUUCUUUGUUGACUGAGUCUUAUGGUGUUGUGACGGGCCAUGGUGAUGCUGCUGCAAUGCUUGAUGUUCAGAAUAUUGGGCCUGAGUCAAAGACACUUGCUGAGCAAUUUAUCUGGCAUGUUUCGCAACAUAGAAACUGGCAGCGUGAGCUUGAUGGGCUGGCCGAUCAGAUUGCAGCUUAA